Molecule: messenger RNA, 942 nt
Organism: Zootoca vivipara (common lizard)
Lineage: Eukaryota; Metazoa; Chordata; Lepidosauria; Squamata; Lacertidae
Gene: NUBP2
Product: NUBP iron-sulfur cluster assembly factor 2, cytosolic
Biological process (GO): iron-sulfur cluster assembly
Cellular component (GO): cytosol
Molecular function (GO): ATP binding; ATP-dependent FeS chaperone activity; 4 iron, 4 sulfur cluster binding
Source: RefSeq, a predicted model, not a curated record
UGGUCAAGAUUGAUGUCACUCGAGAGAGGACGGGCAAAGCAACUCCCAGUUGUCUGUUCAUUCGUCAAGGUACAUGUCAAUCACCUGACGAAGUCGGAAGUGGUGAGGAAUUGCUGAAGCAACAUGGAGGAAGCCACAGAGGAUGGAGGUAACCUGGCUGGGGUCCAGCACAUUGUCGUGGUGCUAUCGGGGAAGGGGGGCGUAGGGAAGAGCACCAUCUCAACAGAGCUGGCUUUGGCUCUGCAUCACACUGGGAAAAAGGUUGGGAUCCUGGACGUAGACCUCUGUGGCCCCAGCAUCCCGCGCAUGCUCAAUGUGCAGGACCGAGAUGUUCACCAGUGCGACGGUGGCUGGGUGCCGGUCUUUGUCGACCAAGACAAAAGCAUUGCCGUCAUGUCCAUUGGCUUCCUUCUGGAAAAGCCAGACGAUGCCAUAAUAUGGAGAGGACCAAAGAAAAAUGCUUUGAUCAAACAGUUUGUCUCCGAUGUCGCCUGGGGAGAACUUGACUUCUUGAUUGUGGAUACACCCCCUGGCACAUCCGAUGAGCAUAUCUCCACCGUAGAAUCCCUUCGGCCUUAUAAGCCUCUUGGGGCAAUUCUUGUUACAACACCGCAGGCUGUUUCUGUGGGGGACGUGAGGCGAGAGCUGACCUUCUGCAAGAAGACAGGUUUACGGGUCCUUGGGAUCGUGGAGAACAUGAGCGGCUUCGUCUGCCCGCACUGUUUGGAAUGCACCAAUGUCUUUUCCAAAGGAGGUGGACAGGAGCUGGCCAAGCAUGCCGAGGUCCCAUUCCUAGGAUGCGUGCCUCUGGACCCCCAGCUCAGCCAGAGCUUGGAACAAGGCAGAGACUUCCUCCAGGAAUUUCCCAAGAGCCUGGCGUUCCCUGCGCUCGCCGACAUCGCCCGGCAGAUCUUGGCUGGGGCGUCCGCUUGCAGCUCCUGA